Messenger RNA from Manis pentadactyla (Chinese pangolin), 4093 nucleotides. It is a transcript of the gene CIMIP5, whose product is annotated as chromosome 2 C2orf50 homolog. The record is from RefSeq and is a predicted model, not a curated record. Bases 2228 to 2968 code for a protein of 246 amino acids. The transcript is spliced from 5 exons. Lineage: Eukaryota; Metazoa; Chordata; Mammalia; Pholidota; Manidae.
AGGUAACAACGGGGGAUUCGAGACCAAUUGAAGGAUGCAAAGCUACAGGCUGCCCCCUGCUGCCCUAAAUGUGCAUUGCGACCAUCCCCGGUUGGACUUCCACUUUCUGCUAAAAUGCAUUCAGCUGUCUGUUAGUGGGAAGUUGCAGAAUAAAGAAAAUAAAGAUGAUGCCCAGAAUUUCUUCCAAUUCUUAAAAUGCCCCCAACUUCCAGGAAUCCAGAGCCUUCAUAACAUAAACUACUGAGCUUAUAUUUUGAAUAGUCAAAGUAAAACUCUUUACGUGGGAUGCUUUUCCUCCAUAAAUAAUAUUUUAAGAAGAGACCAGGAAUGGCAGUCAGCAAACUUCUGAUCCUGGCACCACAUUUCCUGCCCAUGUAAUCACUGAGGGUCAUGAUUUUCCUGAGCCCCCAGGUCUGCACCCAAAUCCAGAUGUGAUCAGCCUUCCCUCGCAAGGCUGUCAUAUUUCAAAGAGAGAUAAACGCAAGUGAGCACGCUCUCAAAGCUAACGCGCUAUGCAAGUACUAUUUUAAAUGUAAUUUUCUAUCAGGGAAUAUUUAAAUUAUUUCCCAGAGCCUAGAUUGGUAUUGGAAAUGCAGAGUGCCUAGUUGCUGAAGAUUAUCAAGGACGCUCCUGGGGAAAAUGGGGAGAAGUCGGGCGUUAGCUGAGUCACACAGGGUGAGAGAGUUAAUGCAGCAGGACUGAGGCUGCUGUGCUGAGGCGGGCCUGCUCUGACACUGGCCCUUCCUUCACUGGUGUCUGGGAACUUAGAUUUUGGGGGGCUUCCCUCACCUCCCUGCUCAGAACGGCUCUCUGUGCCGCAGCUGUUGGUGCUGCAGCAUUGCUCCCACUGAGCGCUGCUUUCCUGCAGGAGUCUGGGCUCUGGGGCUGUGCUGUGCAGAAGGGGCCUGCAGAAGCAGCUCCCCUACUGCCAGAAGCCCUGGGCACCGAGUCUUAAAGGAGCCUCUCUGGCCUUCACAUGAGUUUGUCACAACUCAUUGCUGGGGAGUCAGCUCAUCCUGUGUGACUCCCCAGGAAGAGGGCUCUGGAAGCAGGUGCCUGGCUUCCUCUGCACCUCCCCUCGCAUGCCUAUUCCCUUUGCUGGUUUUGCUUUGCUUCCUUUUGCCAUAAUAAACCAUAGCCAUGAGCAUCACCAUAGGCAGUCCUGCAAGGUCUCCUCGUGAAUCAUCGACCUGGAGGUGGUCUCGGAGACCCUCCUACACCACACAGCAACCAGUUCUGGCCAGACUGGUAAAGCUGACGUGCUUGAGCUUUGCUGGAAUCAACACUCCUGAUGAAAAACCCAACGGAAAGAAACAGAGGUUCAAAGACAUCCAUCACAGCUAAUGCUCUGCAGAGAGGGAAACACCAUGCCCAGCUGGACCAGCCCACAGAAAAGUUUCAUGGAAAGAACCAGAAUCUUCCAACACAUACCAGGCACAAUGAGAAGCCGAGGGACCCAGAAACAUGGAGUGUGGGGGGCAGAAGCCAUGAGGGGUGUCAGAGGAGGUCAGUUGAGAGAGGCCUGGGGUCACAGAGCGAACUUAGGCUGCCGAGUCAGAGCCAAGACUGGACUGAAGGCCCAGAACGGAACCCCUGCCCUCAGGGUCAUGACCUCAAAGCCAGGCCUCAGUCCUGUAAUUAAACUUGCUUGGUGAGGGCCUCAAUUUCCUCAUCUGUCCAAUGGGGUUGGAAAUCCCUACCUUGAAUGAUUGGGAGGGGUCAGCAAGAUAAAGAUGACGCUUUGUGAACCCUCUGUGCAGAUAGAACAGGUAUUGACAUUAAUAGGACGGUACCACUCAUUUCCCAGAGCCCAGCACACGCUCAGAACCUCUUCCAUGAUCGGCAGAGACACUGGAGCCACAUGCCGCUGUCUGCUCUGGAGUCACAAAGCACCUUCCCACCCACUUCUCAGGUGAGCCUCACAGAAUCCUUGAGGGGGCAGAACAGGAUUAUUGCCCCUGCACAGGCCUGGAAAGGGCAGGGGUAGCCCCCAGCACGUGGCAGUCUGGGAGGCUGGGCCCAAACCCCCUGGCCCAUCAAGGAGCCCUGGUCUUUUCUUGCUGCCACAGAAGUCAGAACUUGGGUCCCUCCCUCCCCCAUGCUGUUUGGAGGCCUCCAGCAGGGGCAUCACGAGGCAGACCUGGGGGGCAGCUGAGCUGGGCAUGGCUCAGCUCAGGGGCGCACUCUCCCUGACCCUGGGGUUUAGAUAACACACACGCACACAUACAUGCACACACAUGGCCCGCCCCUUCCUGGGCACACUUGGGAGCUGCCCAUCGCCAGGGCAACAGUCAACACAGACAGAAGCUCCAAACAGAGCUGGGCUCAAAUGCUCUCCUCAGCCUGCAGGGCCCCAGUGCCUGUCGGCCACUCUGGGCUCAGGGUCCAGAGGCGCAGUGAGGGGGACCCCAAAAGGCUGUCUUGGGGUCAGGAGGGGAGAGGACGUCCCAGGAGUGGUCCGCGCUCGGGCAGGAGCCUUUGUCUCCCUCUCUGUCUUACACGCACACUUGCACGCAUGGGAAGCCACCCCACCCCUGGGCUCCAGAGAACCAAGCCAGCUGGACACCAACUGCCUUCAGACAGGCUGCCAGCCUCAGUCUCCUCCACUGCCCGGGGUCACCCUGUGGCGGGCAGGGCCCUCGCUGGCGGUCGCCAGGGCCCCCGAGCCCUGGAAACACAGCGGGAUCAGCUGUGGGGAGAACUGCUGGAGGCCGAGAGGCGCAGCCAGCGGCGCUGGGCCGAGAACUGGAGUUUCCUGAAAGACUACGACCCCACGGGCCGCAGGAAGGAGCCCGUGCAGCUGCCAGAGUACGUGUCCCUCUUCUCUGACACGGUCCCCAAUUCCACGAACCAACUCGUGGGCAGCCGGCUGGACACGGCCCUGGGGAAAACCCUCAUUGACAUGGACUUCUUCUUCGUGGAAGGAGUCCGGAAGAGGAAGCUGGAGGAGGAGCUGCAGCCCGUGUAGACGGCGCGGCGGCCGGCUGCCCAGGUCCUGAGGCCAGAAAGCCAAAGGAGGUCUCACUGAAGUCCAGGUGUUGGCAGGACAGUGUUCCUUGCUGGAGACCGGAGGAAUCUGGUCCUCAUCUUCUCCAGCUUUGAGAGGCGGCCCACAUUCCUCGGGCCCCCGGGCCCCUUCAUCUUCCAGGACAGCAUGAAGGCAUCUCCCUCCUCCAUCUUUAAAGGACCCUUGUGAUUGAGGACACUGGCCCACCCUGGCUGUCCAGGAUCAUCUCUCCACCUCACAGUCCUUUACUUAAUCACGUCUGCGAAGUCCUGUUGCAUGUAAGGUCACACAUCACACAUGCAGGUCCCGGGGAUUCGGUCACAGAUGUCUCUGCCUGCCAUGCAGAGGGAUAAUAAUUGCACCGAUUAUGUACGGUUGUUCUGAGGAUCAAAGGAGCUACCAUGUGUAAUCGUUUAGAGCCGUGCCUGGGACUCAGAAUGAGGACGUGUUUGCAGAGGACGCCGCUCUCUCAGGAGGGAGAUCCCCACCCUGAUGCAGGUACCCAGGGCAGGCGUGGGUCCCCCGGCAGAGGCGCCGAGGGGCUCUGCUCUCCCAUCAGUGUCUGCAUCUCUCGCGCUCCCUGUGUGAUGGUCAGGGUGGUCAGCGAUAGGCUGGGGCCGAGCAGGGAGGAGCCUGUCUCUAAGGAACCUGUGAUCUGUUUCUGUCCCACGUCCUCUGUGCGGCGAGUGGACAGGGAGGUUUUGGGGCCUGGGCUCUGGCGGCAGCAGGGCACCUGGCAUCUACGUGACACCUACGUGGGCAGUGCUGGCAGGGACUGGCAGGAAAGGGACGCGUGCUAAGUGUUGGUCUCCUUCCCCACCCCAAGGGUCAUGCUGGUAGCUCAUAAAACUUUAUGGAGGACAGUCUGGCCCUUGUUGCCAAGCAAAAAUGGCAAAGAAAGCUUCUUUCCUGUUUGCUGGUUAAAAAACAAUGGGUCACUUCUCUUCUUCCUGGGCACAGAGCUAGGCUGGGUUUCCCCUGUGAUGUAGGCACAGGUGGGUGACCAGGCUGCGGCCAGCGGACCAGGAGCAGAGCAGCGCUCCCCACCCCCAGGCCCGGCCACGAGACUCCUGUCCUCUUCUCUCC